CACAAGAAAGAACGACGUAGUACACACACACGGUUCUACACGGAUACGCGGUGUAAACAGUAGAGCGUGUGAAUACUGGAAGAAGCUGGGGCAAAUUGUUAUUUAAAACGGGUUUCCUUUUAUACUUGGGGUUUUGUUGCGUUUGAAAAUGGGGAAAGCGGAUUUCCUAAGUCCUAAGGCAAUUAGUAAUCGGAUUAAAGCGAAAGGCCUGCAAAAGUUGCGAUGGUACUGUCAGAUGUGUCAGAAACAGUGUCGAGAUGAAAACGGGUUUAAAUGCCACUGCAUGUCCGAGUCUCACCAGCGACAGUUACUGCUGGCCUCGGAGAAUCCCAGCCAGUUUAUGGACUACUUUUCAGAUGAGUUCAAGAAUGACUUUUUGGAGCUGCUAAGAAGACGUUUUGGAACAAAACGAGUUCACAAUAACAUCAUCUAUAAUGAGUACAUCAGUCAUCGGGAACACGUUCACAUGAACUCCACUCAGUGGGAGACUCUAACCGAUUUCACCAAGUGGCUGGGGAGAGAAGGUUUGUGUAAAGUGGAUGAGACUCCUAAAGGCUGGUACAUUCAGUACAUCGACCGUGACCCGGAAACAAUCCGCAGACAGGAAGAGCUGGAGAAGAAGAAGAAGCAGGACCUGGAUGAUGAAGAGCGCAGUGCUAAGUUUAUUGAAGAGCAAGUGCGGCGAGGCAGAGAGGGCAAGGAGGCAGAGGAGGAGCCUGUGUUUACGGAGCUGAAGAGGGAGAAGGAGGAAGAGAAAGUUGCCUUCAACUUGGCCGGUGCCUCCUCCUCUGUAGGCCCAGCUAAAGCAAGCACAUCUCUGGCUUCAAAUGCCCUUAAAAUAGCAGCAUCUGCUAAGAGAAAGGACACGUCUCACACUGCUGACUCCAAGGAGAAGAGAAAGAAAUCUGCACUCGAUGAGAUCAUGGAGAUGGAGGAGAAAAAGAAGAAAUCCGUGAGGUCAGACAAUUGGAUUCGACCAGACAUAGUGGUGAAGGUUAUCACCAAGAGGCUGGGAGAGAAGUAUUACAAGAAGAAAGCGGUCAUCAGGGACAUACAGGACAAAUACACAGCUAUAGUAAAGCUGAUCGAUUCAGGAGACAAACUCAAACUGGACCAAAGUCACCUGGAGACAGUGAUUCCAGCACCGGGUAAGCGAGUUGUGAUUGUGAAUGGACAGUAUCGGGGUAUGGAGGCCGUCUUGGAAGGCAUAGAUGAAAAGAAUUUCUCUGCUCAACUAACCAUAGAUUCGGUAAUGUAUAAGCUUUCUGAGAGUGUUAAUGACCCAUUAUGUUUUACAUGUGUCCACACCUCCAUUGAAUCAAAUGAAGUCAAUCAGCCAAGACAGCAUGCGUCUGUGAGGUUUGUUUCUUUCCUUUUCGAAAUAUUGCUAAGAGGCUAAUGUAGUGUAAUGAAGCAUAAAGCUUAUAUACACUAAUCAGGCAUAACAUUAUGACCACCUGCCUAAUAUUGUGUUGGUCCCCCUUUUGCUGCCAAAACAGCCCUGACCUGUUGAGACACUAGAUCCCUGAAUGUGUGCUGUGGUAUCUGGCACCAAGAUGUUAGCAGCAGGUUCUUUAACGAACCUGGAACGAACAUGGAAGUUGUGAGGUGGGGCCUGUAUUAGACUAGCAGGACGUAAAGAAUACUUUUGAUAGAUACUGACCACUGCAGACCGGGAACACCCCACAAGAGCUGCAGUUUUGGAGAUGCUCUUAUCCAGUCGUCUAGCCAUCACUAUCUGGCUCUUGUCAAACUCGCUCAAAUCUUUACGCUUGUCCAUUUUUCCUGCUUCUAACACAUCAACUUUGAGGACAAAAUGUUCACUUGUUGUCUAAUAUAUCCCACCCACUAACAGGUGCCAUGAUGAGGAGAUCAUCAGUGUUAUUCACUUCACCUCUCAGUGCUCAUAAUGUUAUGGCUGAUCGGUGUAAACACUGUGGGUGGAGAAAGCUUAAGCUGAAAUCCUUAUACACAUGACAGCUCAAUAUUCUGUUCUGUUCCAUUAGCCUUUUAGCCCCUGGGAAAGACUUCAGGUUCCCUGUGACCCUGUGUAGGAUAAGCACUUUAUGAAGUUGAUGCAUGGCUCGGUGGAUAAAUUAAUAUUGGUAUAUGUGCUGAAUUCAUAUCGUCAACCCACCAUGUCAGAAACCACAUAUUCACGUGUCAUUUUGAGACUUGAACCUUGACACUUUGCUUAAUUAGCUACUUGAACCUCACAGCUUCAGACUAAAAUCUUUAGAAGCGAACAUCUCACAACUUGGCCGUCUGACUUCAUUUGGACUUCAAGUGGAAAAAUGUGUGAAACUAAAAUGUUUUUUUUUUUACAAUUUUUACAAUUAAAUUAAAUUUAUAAAUCACAACUUUAAUCUAUGUUAACAUGCAGAUGUAAGCUAAUCGCUUUGCACUGUCAUUGUGUGUAUGCCACAGGGUGCUAUGAAGGGGAAGAUAGUCGAGGGGAUUCCAUAUGAAGACUUCUCCAAGCAGGCGUGAUUUAUUUUUUCCAUAUAAUUCUUUGUCUCAAUCAUUUUACCUGAAUCCUCUACUGUGUCAGAGCAUUUAUCAGGGACACACACACACACA
Hemibagrus wyckioides is the source of this 2580-nucleotide messenger RNA. RefSeq names its product Kin17 DNA and RNA binding protein (gene kin). NCBI's taxonomy places the organism in Eukaryota, Metazoa, Chordata, Actinopteri, Siluriformes, Bagridae. The record is from RefSeq and is a predicted model, not a curated record. Gene Ontology annotation, molecular function: double-stranded DNA binding. Bases 149 to 1399 code for a protein of 416 amino acids. Gene Ontology annotation, cellular component: nucleus. Gene Ontology annotation, biological process: DNA replication; DNA damage response. The transcript has 10 exons.